AUGACUGAGCUGGUGAAGAAGAAGGUGGAGCUAAAGAAAAAGAUCCGCUCCUUGUUGCUGUCAGCGCCACUAGGGUUGACUCUUGAGGAACUUAUCAAGGAUUACCAUUCAUUUAUUGGUGAGAGGCUGCCCACGAGGGAGUUGGGCUACUCCAGCGUGGAGGAGUUGUUGCAGGAUAUUCCAGAUGCUGUUCAGAUGACAAGAAAUAAUGAUAUACUGAUCCUCAAAGCCGUCUCUGAUGCUUCAACGCAGAACAUUGAGAAACUUGUAUCCAAGCAAAAGCUCGAUAAUAAAAAGAGAUGGGGUGUUUUGUCCCUGGUGAGAGACAGAAACAGGACUUCCAGAGGCAGAGGAAGACAUGUCCCAAAUUCGUAUGGAAGCCAAGGCGACUAUUUUCACCUGCAAGAAGGCUCUCCUUAUUUUCCUCACCAUUCUCGAAGGUCUCCAGUGAGGCAUGCUAGACAUCGAAAUAUGCCGGUGGUGCCAGCGUAUGUUCGGGGACAAAUUAACGAGCUUAGCUUGGGAUUUUCCAGCGAGUAUGAUUUAUUUGCUAGUCUCGCAGAUAUUGUCUCCAUGAGAAAGUUUUCAUUUGGAGAAGUUCGUCUUGUGUCUGUGGAGUCUGCUUUGGCUUUAGACGGAUGCCAUAACCGCCAGGGACAACUGCAUAUCGGUGACAGCAAAAAGACAGAAGUUUGCCAAAAAAGCACACCUGGCAAACAACGAGAGCAGGCGGAAAUUA
Molecule: messenger RNA, 739 nt
Organism: Candidula unifasciata
Lineage: Eukaryota; Metazoa; Mollusca; Gastropoda; Stylommatophora; Geomitridae
Source: the annotation of a GenBank genome assembly